AAAAACAUAAGCACGCAAUAGGAAAAUGGUUGCAUGUGCCCUCAAUGGCUAAGGAGUCCUGUGACACACCUACGCAUAUCACCUGCUGAUCUCGUAUGGUUUCCUAUUUAUUUGUGCUUCCCUCCUGCCCUCAAACGAGAUGCAACUCUUGAUGGGUGAGUGCUACGUCCUAUGCCUGCAUCCAGCCCAGUAUGGCCUCCCACUCUUCAAGUUUAGGAACGACUCCUCGGCCAUCAUUCUUGGACCGCGUUGGGAUCUGGACAUUCAGGGUGGUCAACAAAUUUGUCCCUUGGCACAAACUUCCAGGCAUCGUCGGAACCUUGCAGCUCUAUCUCUUCCGUGUCGAACUACGAGAGCAGAAUCUUUAUGAUGGCUACGCUUCUACGUCUGAGCAAGGGAAUGCGAUUGACUUUCCCCUGCCGGACAACCGAUUCCUGCACGCCAGGAAUUCCGACGGCACGUACAAUUCGCUGGAGAUGCCCCUGAUGGGCUGCGCUGGCAUCCGUUUUGGGCGCAACUUCUCGAGAACAGCGACCCAAAAGCCGUCUGAGCAGGACCUGUGGGCCCCAAACCCCCGCGUCGUUAGUGAGAGGUUUAUGAAAAGGGAUAAGUUCAUACCGGCAACCAGCCUGAACCUGUUGGCUGCUGCCUGGAUUCAGUUCCAGAUCCAUGAUUGGUUUAACCAUGAGCUUAGUGAGGACUCAUUUGAUGUGCCACUCCCGCACGGCGACGCCUGGCCCCGCGGAGAAAUGAAACUACCACAAACAAAGACAGACAAGAUUCUUGACCCGUCAGACUCGGAGAGCCCCGGGUACAGGAACGUCAAUACAGGCUGGUGGGAUGGCUCCCAGAUCUAUGGGUCAAGUGAGGCUCUUACCAGGCAACUUCGUGAUAACAAUGCAGACGGAAAGCUAGAGCUAGACGACAAGGGAGCCGUUGCUUUCAUUCCACGCGAUGAAGAUGGGAACCCCGUCACCGGUUUCAGGGACAACUGGUGGGUCGCGUUGGAGAUGCUGCACACUCUCUUCACGUUGGAACACAACGCCAUCUGUGACAUGCUUCGCAAAGCGUAUCCGUCCUGGACUGGGGACCAGAUUUUCGACAAGGCCCGUCUGAUAAACUGCGCGUUGAUGGCUAAAAUCCAUACUGUGGAGUGGACACCAGCCAUUUUGGCUCACCCUGCGCUGCAGAUCGCCAUGAAUGCGAAUUGGUGGGGCCUGGCGGGAGAGACCCUCAACAAGCUCGUUGGUCGCAUAUCAAAGACGAGUGAAGCUAUCAGCGGUAUACCUGGAUCUGGCGCUUCGCAAGACGGUGUCCCGUAUUCACUCACAGAAGAGUUUGUGUCGGUGUACAGGAUGCAUUCUCUCGUACCGGACGAUAUUGCCUUCUUCAAAACUGAUACCGGCGAGCACCACUCCACCAUUCCCACUGUGGACUUGACGUUCUCCAAGGCGCAGGAUCCGUUCAUCGGCCCCAAGCAGAUCUCAUUUGCUGACGCGUUUUACUCGUUUGGGAUCAACUACCCCGGGGCAAUCACCAAUCACAAUUAUCCGGACUUCCUACGCAACCUGACAACGCCAGACGGUAUUCCAACCCGCGACUUGGGUACGGUCAAUAUCCUUCGUGACCGAGAGCGCGGGGUCCCUCGUUACAACCAGUUCCGUAGACUCCUCCGACUACCAGCGCCCAAGACAUUUGAAGAGCUCGUCGGCGGCGUCAAAGGCUCAGACCAGGCCGCCAAGGAUCGAGCAGCGUUGGCACGGGACCUGAGGGAAGUCUACAACGGCGACAUCGAGGCGGUGGAUGCCCUAGUUGGGAGCCACAGCGAGCCGCUGCCCGAGGGUUUUGGAUUCAGCGACACUGCGUUUAGGAUUUUCAUCCUCAUGGCUUCCCGGCGCCUGAAGAGUGAUCGGUUCAUCGCCACCCAGUGGAAUGAGGAGACUUAUACGCCCGAGGGGUUCAAAUGGGUGCAGAACACCACCAUGCGCGACGUCCUUGUCAGGAACCUGCCUGACCUGAAGCAUGCAGUGCCGCCGCCUGGAAGCAACGUCUUCGCCCCCUGGCCGAAGCUGCCUGCCUCCAAGAGCUAUGCUGGGAAAGAAACCAAUGCUCCUGUUUCUUGAGUGAAGCAGCCCAUCGGCACUGCACUGAGUAGACGGGCUCGGCUCGGCGGCAAGGCAUGGAACACUGUAGAAGCCACCAUAGAAAAAAUGGUUAAUAGAAAGAUUGGUUAUGUAUUUGA
This is a messenger RNA of Diaporthe batatas, 2242 nucleotides long. RefSeq lists its product as uncharacterized. The record is from RefSeq and is a predicted model, not a curated record. The transcript has 4 exons. Gene Ontology annotation, molecular function: heme binding; peroxidase activity; oxidoreductase activity, acting on single donors with incorporation of molecular oxygen, incorporation of two atoms of oxygen. Bases 192 to 2123 code for a protein of 643 amino acids. Gene Ontology annotation, biological process: response to oxidative stress. NCBI's taxonomy places the organism in Eukaryota, Fungi, Ascomycota, Sordariomycetes, Diaporthales, Diaporthaceae.